Apodemus sylvaticus (European woodmouse) is the source of this 3078-nucleotide messenger RNA. RefSeq names its product MAM domain containing glycosylphosphatidylinositol anchor 2 (gene Mdga2). Gene Ontology annotation, cellular component: plasma membrane. The transcript is spliced from 17 exons. Gene Ontology annotation, molecular function: protein binding. Gene Ontology annotation, biological process: homophilic cell-cell adhesion. The record is from RefSeq and is a predicted model, not a curated record. Lineage: Eukaryota; Metazoa; Chordata; Mammalia; Rodentia; Muridae. Bases 1 to 3078 code for a protein of 1025 amino acids.
AUGAGUGUGGGGUGUGUGGGGCUCCAGCGCUCCGCUCACGGCUGCCGCCAGGGAAGGACAGACGGACAGAGCUUCCUCCCAUUGCUAUCAGUUCCCGGGCACCUCGACUCGGCCCGGGCACAAGUGGAGCGCGCCUUGUUGGCCACUGGCCUCCAGAAGGUCCCACUGCGUCCCCCUUGGGCUGGAUAUGUUCAUGUUCACGUGAAGAUGGAUUUAGUGUACGGUCUCGUGUGGCUGCUGACAGUCCUCCUGGAGGGAAUCUCUGGCCAAGGAGUGUACGCUCCCCCGACAGUUCGCAUUGUGCACUCAGGAUUGGCCUGUAAUAUCGAGGAGGAGCGCUACUCCGAAAGGGUCUAUACCAUAAGGGAAGGAGAAACUCUAGAAUUGACCUGUCUGGUUACUGGACAUCCACGCCCACAGAUCAGGUGGACCAAAACAGCAGGAAGCGCCUCUGACAGAUUCCAAGACUCAAGUGUCUUCAAUGAGACUCUGAGGAUUACAAACAUUCAGAGGCACCAAGGAGGCCGAUAUUACUGUAAAGCUGAGAAUGGCCUGGGGUCCCCAGCAAUCAAGUCGAUCCGAGUGGAUGUGUACUACUUGGAUGAUCCAGUAGUAACUGUUCAUCAAAGUAUAGGUGAAGCUAAAGAACAAUUUUACUAUGAAAGAACAGUGUUCCUCAGAUGUGUGGCCAAUUCUAAUCCCCCUGUGCGCUAUAGCUGGAGACGUGGCCAAGAAGUGUUGCUACAAGGAUCUGACAAAGGAGUGGAGAUUUAUGAGCCCUUCUUUACCCAGGGGGAAACAAAGAUCUUAAAGCUAAAGAAUCUCCGACCUCAGGAUUAUGCUAACUACAGUUGCAUUGCUUCAGUGAGGAACGUGUGUAAUAUUCCAGACAAGAUGGUGUCUUUUAGACUUUCCAAUAAAACCGCAUCUCCGUCAAUUAAGCUCUUGGUGGAUGACCCUAUAGUUGUAAAUCCUGGAGAGGCCAUAACAUUAGUGUGUGUUACCACGGGAGGGGAGCCUACGCCCUCUCUCACCUGGGUCAGGUCCUUCGGGACUCUGCCUGAAAAGAUUGUUUUGAAUGGAGGGACAUUGACCAUACCUGCCAUCACUUCUGAUGAUGCUGGUACUUACAGCUGCAUUGCCAAUAACAAUGUUGGAAACCCUGCAAAAAAGUCCACCAACAUCAUUGUGAGAGCAUUAAAAAAAGGACGAUUUUGGAUCACUCCUGAUCCUUAUCACAAAGAUGACAACAUCCAGAUUGGGCGUGAGGUGAAAAUAUCUUGUCAAGUAGAAGCUGUUCCCUCUGAGGAGUUAACGUUCAGUUGGUUUAAAAAUGGUCGUCCAUUAAGAAGUUCUGAGCGGAUGGUUAUUACACAGACUGACCCUGAUGUGUCCCCUGGAACAACAAAUUUGGAUAUCAUUGAUUUAAAAUUCACGGAUUUUGGGACUUACACAUGUGUGGCCUCUCUGAAGGGAGGAGGAAUAUCUGAUAUCAGUAUUGAUGUUAACAUUUCCAGCAGUACAGUUCCACCCAAUCUGACUGUUCCACAGGAAAAAUCACCUUUGGUCACCAGAGAAGGAGACACAAUAGAACUUCAGUGUCAAGUAACUGGCAAACCCAAACCAAUCAUCCUUUGGUCUAGAGCAGAUAAAGAAGUUGCAAUGCCUGAUGGGACGAUGCAAAUGGAGAGUUACGAUGGGACACUCAGGAUUGUAAACGUGUCAAGGGAAAUGUCAGGCAUGUACAAAUGCCAGACCAGCCAGUAUAACGGAUUCAACGUGAAGCCAAGAGAAGCCUUGGUGCAGCUCAUUGUGCAGUAUCCUCCAGCUGUGGAACCAGCAUUCUUGGAAAUCCGCCAAGGACAGGACAGAAGUGUGACCAUGAGCUGUAGGGUCCUGAGAGCCUAUCCAAUACGUGUGCUGACCUAUGAGUGGCGUCUGGGCAAUAAAUUAUUACGGAGCGGUCAGUUUGACUCUCAGGAGUAUACAGAGUACCCACUAAAGAGUCUUUCCAAUGAAAACUACGGCGUUUAUAACUGCAGCAUCAUAAAUGAAGCUGGAGCAGGGAGAUGCAGCUUCCUUGUUACAGGAAAGGCCUAUGCCCCAGAGUUCUACUAUGACACGUACAACCCUGUGUGGCAGAACCGACACCGAGUGUAUUCUUACAGUCUACAGUGGACACAAAUGAAUCCUGAUGCAGUAGAUCGGAUUGUUGCAUACCGGUUGGGUAUUCGGCAGGCUGGACAACAACGCUGGUGGGAACAGGAGAUUAAAAUAAAUGGGAAUAUUCAGAAGGGAGAACUAAUUACAUAUAAUUUGACUGAACUUAUUAAACCAGAGGCCUAUGAAGUCCGACUGACUCCUCUCACUAAAUUUGGUGAAGGAGAUUCAACAAUUCGUGUAAUUAAAUAUACAGCACCUGUAAAUCCUCAUUUGAGAGAAUUUCACUGUGGAUUUGAAGACGGUAAUAUUUGUUUGUUCACCCAAGAUGAUACGGAUAACUUUGACUGGACAAAGCAAAGUACUGCAACAAGAAAUACAAAAUACACCCCUAACACGGGUCCCAACGCAGAUCGGAGUGGUUCCAAAGAAGGUUUUUAUAUGUACAUUGAGACAUCGCGACCCAGACUAGAAGGAGAAAAGGCUCGGCUUCUGAGUCCUGUAUUCAGCAUAGCACCCAAAAAUCCAUAUGGACCUACAAAUAGUGCAUAUUGUUUCAGUUUCUUCUAUCACAUGUAUGGACAACAUAUAGGUGUUUUAAAUGUAUAUCUACGUUUGAAAGGGCAAACAACUAUAGAGAAUCCUCUAUGGUCUUCCAGUGGGAACAAAGGACAAAGAUGGAAUGAAGCUCAUGUUAAUAUAUAUCCAAUUACUUCAUUUCAGUUAAUUUUUGAAGGCAUUCGAGGUCCUGGGAUAGAGGGGGACAUCGCCAUUGAUGAUGUAUCAAUUGCUGAAGGAGAAUGUGCAAAGCAAGACCUUCCAACUAAGAAUUCCGUGGAUGGUGCUGUUGGGAUCUUAGUUCAUAUAUGGCUUUUUCCAGUUAUCAUCCUCAUCUCUAUCUUAAGCCCUCGAAGGUGA